ACGAAAGUAGCAUUUACCCUCAUUACCCAUCAUGUCCCCACUUUUGGUAUCCCUACUCCUACAAAAUGUAGUUAAACUGGUUAGCUUGCUAGUUAUCCCUUGUUGUUAUACUGUAGAGACUCCCCCUAUGGCUUUGCCAAAGAGGAACUGUAUUGAUUUGUGGGUACCUGUAGGUGUAUUUGUGUAUUGCACUGGUGUAUUGUGUAUAAAGUAAUGAAAUACCAAAGAUAUUAUCUAUUAUGGCUUCCACGGAAGAGGCAAUCGAGGCCAAAAGUGCGGAAAUAUCAAAAGGUAAGAAUCCCAGCAGCAGCGAAAGGGAUUUAAUUCAAAGACGGUCAGGAGAACGUUUGAACAAUGAAGAAGUCCACUCGAGGAGAGCUUUUGGAGGGACUGGCUUCUUUCAGAAAGGACGCGAGUUUGAAAGCGCUUAUGUCAACCAUAAAUUUACCGAGGAAGAAAAGCAAGAGUUGGCGAAGUACGAUAGCUUAGAUUACUUUCCUCCACACAGUGUCGUCUACAAGAACUGGAUCAAACGUCAACCUGCGAGGCUCGAUUGGGAUAGAUGGGUGAUGAUGGGUCUGAUUGGGUUUACGGUUGGAUUCACUGGUUUUCUUCUCCAUCAACUGAUUGAUCGUAUCAUGGAUUACAAGUGGGAAAAGGCUAAUGAUUUGAUCAAGGAGAAGGACUAUGGCUUAGCAUGGUUUUGGGUAGUUGGCUAUAGUCUUAUCUUUGCUAUCGCUGGAUCGGCUUUAGUUGUGUUUUUUCGUCCUUCUGCUGGUGGUUCUGGAAUUCCUGAGCUCAUCGGUUUUCUUAAUGGUACCAUUGUUCAUCAUAUAUUCAAUGUCAAGACCAUGGUCGUAAAAUUCUUUUCCUGUGUGUUUGCCGUUGCCUCCGGAUUACCUGUUGGACCCGAAGGUCCCAUGAUUCACCUGGGUGGUCUUAUUGGUGCUGGUCUUAGUCAGUUCAGAUCAUCCACGCUCAAGAUAAAUCUGCCAUAUUUUCAAAGAUUCCGAAAUCCUGAGGACAGACGUAACUUCAUUUCGGCAGGCGCCGGGGCAGGUGUCGCUUCCGCCUUCGGUGCCCCCGUCGGUGGGUUGCUGUUUGCCAUGGAGGAAGUGUCAUCGUUCUGGAACUUGAAGUUGUCAUGGCAAAUCUUCUUUUGCACAAUGGUGUCCACCUUUACAACAGAUCUCUUCAACUCGGCGUUUACCGGUUUUGAUUACGAUGGAGAUUUUGGUCUCUUUAAGGCGGAACGUUAUAUCCUUUUCCAGAUCGAUCACGGUGUCGCCUUGCAUAUUCUGGUGUUCAUUCCAGUUGUUAUUCUUGGAUUUUUGGGUGGCAUCUUGGGAGCUGUUUUUACUUUCGUUAACUUGAAGAUCAACCGGCUUCGAAGACAUCAUCUGACGAAGAUAAAUAAAAAGUGGCUGCAGAAUUUUGUUCGUGUUUCCGAAGUCGUCAUUCUUAUGGUGAUCGUUGGAACUGUUUCGGUGUUUUUGCCGUCUGCGUUCUCUUGCUCAAAAUUUGAAUGCUCUUUUAAGGAAUCAAAAUUUGAUACUGACUGUUUGGUAGAAAAUCGCAGUCCACUGCGCACAGAACGAACUGUGAACAACUAUACCUGUGAUGAAGGAAUUACUCUGAACGUUAAUGGAACGAGGUUUACUAACGCGACAUUCAAUCAAGUUGCAACGUUGCUGUUCGCCAGUGGUGAAGAAGCGAUUCAUCAUUUAUUCUCGAGAGACACUCAUCGAGAAUUCACUUACGGUCCAUUGAUUACAGUUCUUGUGGUGUACUUUAUCUUGGCAUGUUGGGCUGCAGGAACAGCAAUUUCAAGUGGUCUCGUUGUUCCCAUGCUUUUCAUAGGUGGAACCUACGGCCGGAUAUUGGGCAAAGUGAUGGUUGAUUUAUUUGGAAUUCACACCCGCGGCGAAUGGGCGUGGAUGGAUCCCGGAGCGUUUGCAUUACUUGGUGCAGCCUCGUUCUUCGGUGGAGUGUCAAGGUUGACGAUGUCCUUGACAGUCAUAAUGAUUGAAAUCACGAACGACAUACAGUUUCUUCUUCCCAUCAUGGUUUCGAUAAUGGUUUCAAAAUGGGUCGGCGAUUUCGUCACCCAUCCACUGUAUCAUGCUCUACUCGAGCUCAAAUGCAUUCCCUUUCUCGAUUCGGAGCCCGUUGUGUUUACUCACGGGGGCAAAAAGAGCGUGAACCUCGAACUGUAUCAGGCUAAAGAUGUCAUGUCUUCGCCGGCUGUGGUUCUACAUAUAUCCGAGAGCGUCAAAAAUUUGGCACAAGUGCUUCUAUCGACCCAGCAUGGAGGAUUUCCCGUCGUAAAGAAACUCCAGAAUGGCGAUGAAGUAUUUGUCGGUCUUAUCACAAGGCUUGAUAUAAGUAUCAUUCUAUCUCACAAAGAGUUGAACAGCGUCGAGGGGAUGUCGAAUGACGAAAUGAGGGAUAACGAGAUCACGGACGUGGACUACGAGAAGUUGUCCGUGACUCAUUCACCAAAUUCUGAGGAAUUCGCGGCAAAGCUGCAGGUGAUGGCGGAUGAUAAGUACGCGACUCGUCUUAUCGACUUGUCCGCGUACAUCAAUGAUUCGGCUUUGAGCGUUCAAUCCAACUUCUCGCUACACAGGGCUUAUAUCAUUUACCGAACUUUGGGUUUGAGGCAUCUGACUGUCGUGGAUCGAUGCAAUCGAGUGGUUGGAAUGAUCACAAGGAAGGAUUUGAUGGGCUUUAAUCUCGAGGAGAAAAUCACAGAGAUCAUUGAUGAACAGAGCGAACAAAACCAAUAUGAGAUGACAAGGCCUGUAUAAUUUUGCACGUGUGAUGUAGAUAGAAAUCGUUUUCAAUUCAUUAUUUACCAACGUCGACGGUGUUAAAUACAAGGACGCGGGAAGAUCGAUGUUUGGAGAAGAGGCAAUAUUCCUGUAUGCAUGAUAUGCCACGUGAAGUUUCUCAGAAAUCCAUCGAUUUCUGUGAAUUAUACAUCAUGUUUGUAGGAACAUGCCACCGUCUUCUGAUUAUCGAUCUUCCCGCGCCCAUCUUGCGUAAGCACACGGAGAUAAAAUACAUUGAUCUCUGAUGUAUAUCAAUGAUCUCUGAUGUACCACUAGAGAUCAUGUAUGCAUAAACAUAAGCAGAUAUAAUAAUUUGAUAUCUUAUGUGAAUCAAUGAUCUCUUAUGUUGAUUUCUUAUGUACCAUCGUCACUACGACAUAAGAAUAAAGAGAUCAAGUACAUUGAUUUCUUGUGUACCAUCCUCACUAUGACAUAAGAAUAAAGAGAUCAAGUACAUUGAUUUCUUGUGUACCAUCCUCACUAUGACAUAAGAAUUAGGAGAUCAAGAAAGUACACAAGAAUAAUUACAUGAGGUAGUUUAAUUUAGUAAAUUUAGUAAAUCUUAACUAUAAAGUAACAGUACAAACAUAAACACAAUUCACAGUCUCUUUAAUAAAUUUCAGCUAAAGUAAAUGAAUGUACAUAAAAAUUCAAUGAGGCACACAUACGUUCCCAUGAAACAUUUAUUAAUAAAAUACUUCACACUAAGUAAAAAA
This is a messenger RNA of Xenia sp. Carnegie-2017, 3550 nucleotides long. Its product is annotated as chloride transport protein 6-like. Bases 240 to 2810 code for a protein of 856 amino acids. NCBI's taxonomy places the organism in Eukaryota, Metazoa, Cnidaria, Anthozoa, Malacalcyonacea, Xeniidae. Gene Ontology annotation, cellular component: intracellular membrane-bounded organelle; membrane. Gene Ontology annotation, molecular function: voltage-gated chloride channel activity. The record is from RefSeq and is a predicted model, not a curated record. The transcript has 19 exons. Gene Ontology annotation, biological process: transmembrane transport; chloride transport.